Dissoconium aciculare CBS 342.82 is the source of this 6969-nucleotide messenger RNA. RefSeq lists its product as uncharacterized. The coding region runs from base 275 to 6700 and encodes 2141 amino acids. Lineage: Eukaryota; Fungi; Ascomycota; Dothideomycetes; Mycosphaerellales; Dissoconiaceae. Gene Ontology annotation, molecular function: phosphatidylinositol-3-phosphate binding. Gene Ontology annotation, cellular component: phagophore assembly site; extrinsic component of membrane. The record is from RefSeq and is a predicted model, not a curated record. Gene Ontology annotation, biological process: autophagy of mitochondrion; autophagosome assembly; reticulophagy. The transcript has 2 exons.
CCUGGCUAGUUUGCUCACCUGCACAGUGACUACCCUCUGAAGCCUCGCCUUUUCGAUGAUGAUCUCACCGCAAAUCCGUAGACACAUCUUACAGCUUAUACUGACAUGCGCUUGAUUGGUGUACUAUGUCGGUCGAUGAUGGUCACGUCUCCUGGCACGCGAUGAACGCGGGCCUAGCACGAUACAUCUCCUGCUCUUAAAAAGUGUAGUCUUCGCCUUCCUGUAUAGCACAGACGUCCGGCCAUCGUCUCACAAACCUCUAGGCCUUUCCAAGAUGUCGUGGUGGAAUUGGCAGGGUCGCUUGUUGCCCUACGCGAUCCGGUAUGGUUUGCUGAAGAGUGGCUUCCUGGACGCGGAGACGGCGAAAGACCUUGCCAACUUCGACAUCUCCCUUGGGAGCAAGAGAAGCGUGGUCGAGUUGAAGAAUCUCGGGCUCGACGUUCGUCGUAUCAGUGAAGUGGCCCAGCUGCCGCCAUCAUUACAACUGAAGACUGCUCGGCUCUUAUCGCUUCGGCUGAUCUUUGUUCGAGAAGGUUAUCAACCAAACGUCGAGCUUGAGAUUGAUGGGAUCGAGGUUGUCGUUUGUUCGGCAGAUCAUAAUGGCGAAACGACGUCCGCGUCCGGCCCUGGUCGAGGCCCGAAACAUCACACAUCAGACGGGAUACCGCGCUCACCACUACCUUACGAUCCUGGCGGUACGAUCUUUUCGAAAACAGACGCCCACCUGCCCACCACACAAGAGAUGGCAAGGUCGUUCCUCAAAGAUGAGUCGCUUGUGCAGCGUAAGGAGAUGGAGACAUCAAUUGUUGAAGACAUGAAGGAUAUCGAGGAAUCUUUCAUGAGUGACACUGAGCACGAUGAUGGAGAUGUGGGCACUGGUGUAGCUGGAGGUCUUCCUAUAUUUCUGUCGAAGAUACUAGAGGGCGUCCUCGAGCGGGUAAAAUACCGCAUCGUGAACCUACGAAUCCGCCUGGAAGCAGAGAUUGGUACAGACAACAUCGAUCGAUGCCCGAUUGCUCUGCAGCUACGCGUUGGUGAAGUUCAUGGAACGGGAAUUCUGGGAGCAGAUGUGGCCGCAUACAAUAUUACUCUGGAUCUCAUUGCGAGGGAUGCAAUCAUGAUCGGCCUGGCAUCUGUCUCACGGCAGACCUCACCAACACUCAGCAGAGCCCCUACCCACAUGUCGGUCAAUGAAGAACAUAAUUCCGCCAUGCUCACUGUCGCACCUGUUCAUUACGAUGAAUCUUCCUCGAUACACACCGAAGGCAGCAAGAUGUCCACGAACGAGCAUGCCGGUGUUGUCGACGAUCUUCCUGUCUUGCACGAAGCAUCUUCCAAUCCCUCAACGCUGAACGAUUCACAAAUGCAAUUUCCUGAUGAGACCAUCGAAAGUUCGAUCGAGAUACAAGCAGGUGACGAUAAUGAAAGUUGGCGUUCUCGCAGAAUUCGGGCAGAUGGUCUCGCGGAUGAUCUGUGGAGCUCGAUGCUGAAUGCCGACGAUGCGCAGCUCUCGCCAACUCAAGGCUAUGACCAAUUUUACGGCCUUGACGAUUCACAUAAGUUCCACAAUAGAUGGAACGAUGCGCACGACCAAGACAGAAACCGUCUAAAUACACGGGUCCCCACGAAUAUGCAGUCAUGGCCUGGACCUAGCCAAGAUGGAGUAAAGCCAAGGCUGCAGAAAAGCUUAAAGUCAUGGCCGAAUCUUGAUGACGAGAUCCAAGUUACAGACAGGAUCGACCGUGAUGCGCAUAAGGUCGGCCGGGACGGACUGCGUAAUCAGCUGAGAUUUUCGCAGUCUCCAGCACUGUCGGACUCGCAGCGACCUCCGUCACCAGAAGUCGAAUCCGAGACACACGAGAACAAUGAUGACGAUGAGAGUGCUGAUGAUCAAGACAAUGACGAAAUGCUGGAGUCUCGAUAUUAUACUCAUGAAGAAGCUGAAAGCAUAUACCUCAGUGCUGUCAUGGAGAAAACAACCGCAGUCGUUCCAGGAGCCUGGCACACCGAUGACAGUGAUACCGACAUUUCAUUGCAUGAAAGAGCACACGAGCGGAACUUGGCAACUCCAGAAUACCAGAUUCGAGAGACAGCAGAAAGCGUGGCCUCCGAGAGUACUCCUGUCGCAUCCGUUUGUGAAACUCCUCGGGCCACUUCGCCAAACUUCGCACCCGCGUUAUCCGAAUCGGCGAGAAAGUUGCAAGAAUCUUCAUUUCAACUUCUCUCGAUUGACAAAGUAUUGGUAGUGUAUCAUCGUCAACCGGAAAUAGCCUCUUCCUCUACAGACACUAUCCCUGUCCCGGACAAUGCAAAGGCCAAGACUCAGGGCCUUAACAGAGAGAUGCCUGGGGCCUUCUCAGCGUAUUCAGAUCUAUCUCGUUCACGACAAAGCCUAGCUAGCUCUCUGUACUCUAUGCCAGAGAGAAAAUCAGAGCCUCCCAAAACCUUCAGUGGGUUAGAGUCAAUUCUGUCGACCCUCAGUGUAGGCAUCGGUACAAUGAAUUUGCGUGUGGAUAUCCCAUCGAGCCGUGUCUUGUACAAUCUAUGUACAAAGGUAGUCGCAGAUUUCCCAGACAAUCAAUCGUCAAGCAGCUCCGAAACGAAGGAACCCGGAAUCAAUGCCCAAUCUACAAACGCUAUUACUGUCAGGGUAGGCCUGGAGCGGCUCGCGGUAUCGUUAUGUGAUCGACUCCGACCUCAAAUUCAGAGGACCGGAGCUGGACCAUCCGCCGACUCUUUAGCCAGUCUGAUCUGUGAACAGAUCCACUUUACGAAGACCGAGGACACGAGCCUCCAGAUCAAGGCUUUCAAAAUUUUGCUCGGUGACCGGGAUUUUCUAUCCCUCCGGCACGAUAUCAUACCCAUGACAGCAUCACGAAAGCUGUCUGCCGACGACUAUAUACUUGAUCUCGUUGUUUCGGAGCACAGGGGCGGCAUCAACAAUAAAUCAAUCACUGAUGUUCAGUUGGAAACCGCAUCUUUGAUGUUGCAUUUGGAUCUGGUUACUGUUGAUGACAUAUUUGGCUCCUUUGGUGGCCUCAGUGGCAUUCUGGAGUUUGGCGGCUCGAUCCUUGGAGAUAGCAUGUCGAGUGCGCCCACGAUCAAGCCCAGUCCGACAAAAGGCGUCCGCUUCGCAACUAAAGUUGACAAGAUCGAGAGUGUUUCGCAUGAAAUUAAGUUCAACGGCCGAAUCAAUGGCAUAAAUGCAACCUUGCAAACAAUGCGUUGCUCUUUGACGCUCCGGACAACCGCGCUCAAAGUCAUCCAUCGACAUUACGGAACUUCCGUGUCGCUCAGUCAUAUCAUGAUAGAAGGGCCUUUCAAUGAAUCCUUUCUCGAAGCGCCAAUUUGUGCCGACAUCUCUGGCCUAAGAUUAGAGUUCCAGAACAGUCCUCAGGACAAAGAUCUCGAGCGAUUGUUGUCGCUUCUGACACCCUCCAAGGACAAGUAUGACAAUGACAACGACAUACUGAUCGACACUCUCUUGCGUCAACGACGGAAAGGUGCAGUUCUCAAAGUUGUGGUCAGUGACACAAAACUCAAGUUGAGUUCUUGGAGCUGCAUUCCUGUUCUCACUACUUUGGGCGAAGACUUUUCUCGACUUUCGGCUGUUGCCAAGUAUCUCCCUGAGGACGAGCGGCCUGGAAUGUUGGCACUCGUAUGUCUCAGGACCACUGAGGUUCGCCUCCCAGUAAAUCAGGAUUUUGGUCUUCUUCGAGUAGUACUGCAAGACGCCCAUCUGGCUCAUGUCGGUCUGCCGGCUCUUCUUGCAUUAGCCAUUGGCAAAAUACAAGCAUCGCCGGUAGGAGGCCCUGAUUUGAUUCACACUCUAGUACUGUACCCGGCUUUUGAAAACCUGCCCGUCUUGAUGGCACGCCUCCUUGGCGAUGAAGAGGAACCAACUUUGAAGAUCAAAUUCUUCAACCUCGCGGUAGAGUACAGCGUUCCGAUGCUCAGGGGAUUAAUUGGCUCAGAAUCAAUUCCUGAGGCGGAGCAGUUAAUUAUCAACAUGGCAGAGUCAAUCGCAAGCUUUUCCAUGACCAACACACCCAGAAAACCUGUGAACAGGUCUACAACUACAAGCGAAUUCUCUGCAGCUAGCCAGAAGAAAAUGCGCCUUGACAUGCAAAUCCAUGACUCAGCCAUUGGCCUUACUCCUCAAAAACUGACGUCGAAGGUAUACUUCGUUCUGAAUGACACCCACAUAUCGACCAUCGUUCCCCCGGGCGACGUCGUUAAGGUCACGCUGAGGCUCAAGAAAGCGUCUCUGUACAUGACAGACAUCGUGAUUGAGCAGCCACCGAGCUCCGCAUCAGAGCAAUCUCCACAUACACUUCAGAGUAUCGAGUGGCUGUUGUUAUCCCAGGGGUACAUACCGAUUGGUUCAGUCAUGAAGGCCGUCGUUAUGGUCCAGGUCGCAGAUGAUCACCUGGAUUCGGAACAGAAAAAUGUAGAGGUUGACUUGAAGACGGAGCUAUUCCUCCUUGAAACUUGUGCCGAUUCUACCGCAACCUUGUUCGCAACCUUGGGAGAUCUUGCACCGCCAUCAGCGCCUAGCAAGGAUGCCAAAUAUUUGACACAGCCGAUCACGAUUGAGGAUAUGAUGGCAUCAUUCACUGGCGAGCCAUAUGCAGAGCCCGUGGCACUGCCAGAGACUUUAUUCGACGUUGACGACGACAUCAGCGCAGACUCGGAUCUUCUGUAUGAUGUUGCCGGAUUGGACGUCGAAUCUCGGCAUCUUUUUGAGGAGUCCGAGAUGACUUCGAGCUUAUACGGACCGAUUGGCGAUGUUUUCGAUCAUGAUGAUCGAGACAACCUUGGGAAUGAUUCGACCGUGUCGCACGAUCACUUAGAUACCGUCGCAAGUUUGCUGGAAGAUGACCCAUUUGAGAUGCCCGACAUCCCAGAAGACAUCAUGAGCGACACACACUUACUUCGAGCCCUAGACAAACAGCAGUUUGCUUGUGUGGAUGACAAAACUGUGUCCCUGCUGCAAGAGGACGCAGAGAAACCACAUCCCACAAAUAUCACAACCAAGAACAGCAACGUACCAUUGAAGGUGCGGGUUCGGGACACCCACUUAAUAUGGCAAUUAUAUGACGGCUACGACUGGCAACGCACACGAGAUGACAUUGAGCUCACAGUGGAACAGGUGGAGCUCAAGGCUGAGGAGCGCAAGACUCGAAGACGCGAAUCACAUAACCAUGUAGAUGACGAUGAGUCAGUCAUCGGCGAUUUUCUGUUCAACUCGAUCUACAUUGGCGUCACAGCAGGUCAUGAGAACCAAGACCUGAGAAGGGCUAUCAACAAAGCUAUCAAUGAUCAAGCUACCGAGACUGAGAGCGUCGCCGUGUCUGGAACAUCCCGACCGACGAACUACUCUUCCUCAGGCCAGCCGCGUCUCGCACCUCGGCGCAGUCGCCUGAAAUUAGGUCGAAGCAGAAAGAAUAAGAUCGCAUUUGAGCUGAGAAAUGUUGCCGCUGACGUCAAGGCUUUUGCGCCCGGGAGUGGUGAUGUUGUGAAUACCGUCAGUCUGCGAAUAGGGGAUUUCGAAAUCUUUGAUCGAGUACCCACAUCGACAUGGCGCAAGUUUUUGACGCACAUCGAUAACAGUCCUCGUACAAGAGAAGUUGCUCGACCAAUGUUCGACGUUGACAUUCAGAGCGUCAAGACACUACAAAGCCAUUCGGCCUCAGAGAUGCUGUUACAUGUCUCUGUGCUCCCCUUGAGAUUGCACGUGGAUCAAGAUGCACUCGAUUUCAUCAAUCGCUUCUUCGACUUCAAGGACGCUAGACUUACCUCGAACGAUCCACCCUCCGAAGAGCCAUUUAUCCAGCGACUUGAAAUUGACACUGUUGACCUCCGCCUUGACUACAAGCCAAAGCAGCUGGAUUAUGUUGGUCUUCGGGCUGGUCGGACUUCAGAGCUGAAGAACAUCGUCACAUUGGAAGGUGCAAAUAUCCAGCUGAAGCACCUGAUUGUAUACGGACUUCGAGGCUUUGACAAGAUUCAUCCCACGCUGAACGACAUAUGGGUGGAAGACGUGAUUCGUAACCAGCUGCCUGUCGUACUUUCGGGCAUAGCGGCCAUGCGUAGUCUUGUGAAUAUUGGCACAGGAUUUCGCGAUGUCGUUGCCAUUCCAGUUCGGGAGUAUCGGAAAGAUGGCCGCAUUGUUCGCAGCAUCCAGAAGGGAAGCUAUACAUUUGGCAAAACCACUGCUUCAGAGCUGGCCCGUCUCGGUGCCAAGGUCGCGCUGGGUACUCAGACAGUCCUUACAACCGCCGAACAAUAUCUCUCACCCGCUAUCGGAUCAUCUUCUCGUCCUAGCACAAUCCGUCGCGUCUCAAGCGAUGGUGGCGUGCACGAAAUUUCCGCCGGCGAAGACGAGUCCGAGCAACGAUUGGUAUCAGCUUACGCGAACCAACCAUUGGGCGUGUUGGCUGGACUACAAACGGCCAGAAGACAGCUGGAGCAUGACCUUUUAACGGCGAAAGACGCUCUGAUAGCUGUGCAAGGCGAGAUGAUGGAUAGUCGAAGUCCGGGAGAUGCCAUUGCUGCUGUCGCCAGACAUGCUCCAACACUACUCUUGCGACCUGUGAUCGGCGCCACACGAGCUGUGGGCACAACGUUGCUUGGUGUUGGCAAUCAGAUCGAUCGGAGUAAUAUGAGACAGAUUGAAGAUAAAUACAAGCCGCAUUAGAUGACAUAAUGCCUGGAAUGGCGUUUCAUUUAGUGUUGAUGUCCAUUACAGUGUGUAGCACUCUUCGUCACGUCUUUGCGGCAUUGGGAGAGGCUUGUGCUCGAGUCAUGUCGUGAGAUUGAGAAAGAUAACGAUCGAAAAAUGAAAUUUGCAUGUGAAGGCCAACAUCACUUCGCUUCUAUCAGUUGCAGACGAACCAUCUUGACAUAUGGAGCAGGUUGCCCAGAAUAGUCUUGACGAGCCGUGACCAGCUGCUAAAAUCCGAUCAG